Gossypium raimondii (Peruvian cotton) is the source of this 1336-nucleotide messenger RNA. Its product is annotated as cytochrome c oxidase assembly protein COX11, mitochondrial. The transcript is spliced from 8 exons. Bases 209 to 1051 code for a protein of 280 amino acids. Gene Ontology annotation, cellular component: mitochondrial inner membrane. Gene Ontology annotation, molecular function: copper ion binding. NCBI's taxonomy places the organism in Eukaryota, Viridiplantae, Streptophyta, Magnoliopsida, Malvales, Malvaceae. The record is from RefSeq and is a predicted model, not a curated record.
UUGUUUUAUUUUUCCCUUUCCUCUCGUCUCGCUUCCUGUGAAGGCUAAAGCGGCUGCUUUCUUUCAGCUACCCACGCUUUCAAGCUUCCAACUUUCCCAGAAGCUCCAAGGCUGAAACCGAGGAGAAGACGCUACAAUUACUAAUUUGGGAUUCCAUUUUCAGUUUUGGCCAAUACCCUUUUCAAGUGACACAUAGGUGCCUAACAUCAUGUCAUGGUCAAGAAUUUCAAGUAGAAUUUCUCUCUUGAAUCACUCGAAGAAUCUACGGAUUUUGUCACACGAAUCAAGGUUUCUUCCUGAUUCUUUAUAUUCGAGUUACAAGUUCUUUAAAGCUUCUUCUGGGUGUGGCAACAAUGGUCUGAUGCCAAGAUGUGAAUUUAGCACAAAGCCUCUAACAAGGUCUUUUGAUUUCCAUCCUUAUGGUUCUCGAUGUUUAGUGAGAUUAUCUUCCUUUAGCAGUCAGCGCCACUAUGCUUCUCAUGCGUCCCAUGCUUCCACUGAGCGGAAAUCCAAAAAGACUCUUUUGUAUCUUACUGCAUUAGUGUUUGCAAUGGUGGGAAGUAGUUAUGCUGCCGUCCCAUUAUACCGAAGAUUCUGCCAGGCUACUGGGUAUGGUGGUACUGUCCAACGCCGUGAGAGUGUUGAAGAAAAGAUUGCUCGGCAUGAAAAAGAUGGGACAGUAGCAACAAGGGAGAUAGUAGUGCAAUUCAAUGCUGAUGUGGCGGAUGGAAUGCCCUGGAAAUUUGUUCCAACUCAAAGAGAGGUGAGAGUCAAGCCUGGAGAAAGUGCUCUUGCUUUUUAUACUGCUGAAAACCGAAGUUCAAAACCCAUAACUGGUGUCUCUACGUAUAACGUCACUCCUAUGAAGGCUGCUGUUUAUUUCAACAAAAUCCAGUGCUUUUGCUUUGAGGAGCAGCGCCUUCUUCCUGGAGAGCAGAUUGACAUGCCUGUUUUCUUCUACAUAGAUCCUGAGUUUGAAACAGAUGCCCGAAUGGAUGGUAUAAACAACCUGAUUUUAUCAUAUACUUUUUUCAAGGUUUCCGAAGAAUAGAAGGGGGAUAUUUAAAUUCAUAGUGAAAAUAGAAUAUCAUUCACAUGAGAAUAAAACUAUUGGUUAGGAUCCCGUUUUCAUAUACCGGGAGAAGAGGAAGAAGAAACAUUCUUUUGUCGAAAUUAUUUUGUUAUUACAGUCUCCUUUCCACCUCUUUAUGGUGGAAACAGUCUAUUUUUGUACCAGGCUCCUCCCUCUUCAUACCAACUUUUUCAGUCAUUCCCUAAACAAAACCAACUGCUUGUAGCAAAGGUUUAUUAUUGUUAUACUAGUUAUCAUUUUCAA